Molecule: messenger RNA, 3960 nt
Organism: Varroa destructor (honeybee mite)
Lineage: Eukaryota; Metazoa; Arthropoda; Arachnida; Mesostigmata; Varroidae
Gene: lili
Product: LMBR1-like protein lilipod
Biological process (GO): signal transduction
Cellular component (GO): plasma membrane
Molecular function (GO): transmembrane signaling receptor activity
Source: RefSeq, a predicted model, not a curated record
GUCAACACUGCAACAACAAAUAGCAAUCUGUGGCGUUUGUGCUCUACGGCAGCUUUGUUGGCCGGAUAGGAGCGACAGAUUGAGAAGCGAGAAAGUGAAGAUUUUACAACGUCGCCAUUUAUUGUUCGAUCAGUUGUGUCUUGUCAUCUAGUUUGAAAUUGGUGUCAUGUGCAUAGUAGAGAUACCGUUGCCUCUAUCGUUGCCGCAGUCGCUGUCAUUGUCAAGCGUGUCGCCGUCAAUUACGAACAAAGCAUUGGUACCGUGCUUAGUACCAUGUGUGAUGUGGUAUCUUAAGCCAAAACAGGGAGAGGGAAAAUGUCGAGUGAGACCUGCACGGAAGGUGGUCCUACCGUCGCCUGCCUGAGCGGCGACUCAGGGGGCGUCGCGGGCUUCUCGUCAGCCUCCAUGGUCAUGACCAGAACAGCAGCCAUACUGAUGGACGAACAGGAAAAACAAUUUCACAAUGCUGUCCGCGAGUACACGCUCGGAUUGCUGUUCUUCCUCUUAUUAUACAUGAUCUGCUACUACAUCAUCGACUGUUUUCGCAAGAAAAAGGAGUCGUACUACGAGAACGAUGCCCAGGAUGCGAUCGUCUAUAAGAUAUCGCUGUACAUGUGCAGUUUUAGCUUGGCAACCUCCACGGGGGCUGCCCUUCUCCUCCCGCUGUCGAUCAUUAGUAACGAAGUGAAGCUGCUCUGCCCAACCAGUUACUACUGGGAGUGGUUGAACAGUUCACUCAUACAGGGCCUGUGGAAUGCUAUAUUUUUGUGUAGCAACAUCUCACUGUUUGGCCUGUUGCCGUUUGCGUACCUGUUCACCGAGUCGGAAGGCCUGCCGGGGUCCCGACGAGGAAUUCUGCCUCGCGUUUACGAGAGUGGGCUUGUUCUUAUGCUUGUUAUUACAACAAUCGUCGGCAUGCUAUGCGUACUGUCGAUGGUCAUCGAUUCAUCGUACUCGCUCGAGUACAUGUUCACGUCUGGGUUUUUGCCCUUUCUUUACUCCAUCGUAAGCUUCUUUGGUUGCCUUCUCCUGCUAAUCUGCACUCCACUCGGUUUCGCGCGGCUAUUUACCGUUAUAUCGGAGUGGAUCACCAAACCAGCGUUCCUUCAAGACCUCGAUGAAGACUACUAUGUGGCGGUUCAGGAAGAGCAGUGCUUACGGCACAAGAUGGACGUGCUGCCGAAGAACGUUGCUAUGGUUCAUAUUCCGACAGAGGACCUGAAUGCACUGGCAGAACGGCACAGUCAAGCGAUUAAGCGCCUUAUCGAACUCGAACAUCAACGCAAGAGAUCAGCCCUGAGGACGUUACUGUACCCAAUCGCUAUGGCGCUUCUGCUCGUUUUCACUAUCUAUUCAUUUCUGCUUGUCGUUCGAAACAUCCUAGAGCUUCUUUUUGGUGUGAAAACUUUGCCGAUCGUCAUGCAAGACCGAGAGCCAGCGCUUGGCAUUGCGUCGCUAUCUAGCCUAGGCACUGUUGGCUGUGCACUGGAAAUCCUGCUCAUACUUUAUCUUUGGGGAGCGUCGCUUGUUGGAUUCUAUUCGAACAUGACAGGACUUCGGCCACGCCGUAACUCCUGCCCAUUGACAGCCGUCAUCCUAAACUGCGCCGUGUUUGCUAUUCUCAGUUCAGCUCUACCGCUUCUUUCUCGCGUGGUCGGCUUGACAGAUUUUGAUCUUCUUGGCAACUUUGGAAGAGUUCGUUGGCUGGGUAAUUUCACCAUCGUGCUUGGCUAUAAUCUUUUAUUUGCGGGAUUUACGCUUACUUGUCUCCUGACCAAAUUUACUGCCGCUACACGACGCGAACUCAUUAAUCGUAUGCGGGUUCUUGUCGCACCUGUAACACGCUUUAAGCUCUCGAUGAUAUCAGGCUAUUUGUUCGCUCGUUGUCCCAAAAUGUUUUGGUAGGUUGUAGAAGUUGCCUAUCUGUCUGGAACUUCGGCCUUACUGAGCUGGUACGGAGACGGACAUACUAACAAAUAUCUGGAUGAAGUUCCGGCCAAGAUCAGCUUAAAUUUACCUCGUCAUCUCUCCCUACAAAGACCACGGACACGUCGAAAUACGUUAACUGUCAGAAACCUAACUCGUAACAAUGACGACUAUACACUCGAUGUGCAUAACUAGGAACAGGGCAAAUGAUUCAAUUAUCAUGUUUCACAAAUUUUACGUUCAUGGCACUGAGAUUGUCAAGUACGAGUUCAGACAAACCUGCAAAAUUCCCCUUAGGAACUACAUCAAAAAGUAAAUACCUAACAAUGCGACAAAGCUAUGGUAGGAGCGAACGUAAUGACACGGAUCAACUGACGUAUUGUUAUUGGCCUAUUAGACACAGACUUAAGCGCAUACGCAGAUAAACAGACAAAGCGGAGCGUUUAUAAUUGGACCCGUACGCUGUCAGGGCGCUUAGGGGCUAACAGGCGGGAUGUACACAACAGCCAUUAUUUGUGUAUGGUGCAUUUAUUGUGGUUCCAUAUAUUACGUCUAUAAAAACGAUCAUGUACAUAUAUACACCAUGCUAGAAAGCGUCAAGUGCUAUUGUUAUCACAGUUUCUGAACUCAUAGUUCUUAACGGUCAUAUAGUAUUACAGGUGGGGCAAUUGAAUAAACUAGUUCCAUGAAAUACGAGCAAGAAAAAAGACAGAGUGAAUAAUCAAGAUAGAUCGCUGCAUGUUAUUAACAAUACAUGAGCUAAAAAUUAACACUCCACAACUAGAAAAGAAGGCGGUUUUUUUUUAAAUCACCAAAAGCGACAGUUUACCCUAAAAGAAAGACAUUGUUAUCUUAUUAUACCGAGUAGUGGUAGUAGCGUAUCAAGAUUACUACGGCGUGCUUAUGGCUCGUACCAAUAACGCCGUAACUGCUACUAACGUGUAGCACCGUUAUCUACCAAGUUGUAGAUGGGUAGAAAUAUCGAUCGUUCGUGUACAGCGGAAGGAACAUCGUUGUCGAUAGACAGAAGCGUUGUCGCAAAACACGAAAACGGGUGGCCGCAAGUACGGAGCUCACUUAGGUAGUGCUGGACAACUGUUCGAUGAAGCACUACACACGUAUAGUGGUGAACAAGUUAAGGACAGAGAAAGGACCGACAAGGCUUGUACAGGCUGACACUGAAGAUCUCUUUUGGCUGCAUCGUUCUCAUCCGGCGUAAGUUGGCGUUUUCGACGAGAAAUACAACACUAUGGUACAAGCAUAGUUGUUUACGUGAAAUGUGUGUAACUUUUUUACUAGUAGAAUGGACGUCUACGCCGCGUGUAUGAACAUAGAAAGAGUUGCUCGUUCAUCAUAAGUCCCUUUAUUCGAUCAAGAUAAGACUUUUCUACUGCUAUUAGGACGUUUGUAAUAGGCGUGGCCUUAUUAUUGUUCCGUUAGCUAUUUAGACCUGCAGGAAGGCAGCUACAAGUGAAUCUACCGCAAGUAGGAGAACAAUUAUAGUAUUAGACAAUGUCAUCUUUAUAAGCUAAAUGAUACUGUAUAAUAUUCAUGUACAGAUAGAUACGACGCAAAAAAGCAACGACUAGAUAGAAAAACGCAUCAUAGAUAUGUAUGCUAUAUAUAUGAUGUAUAUAUGACAAAUUACAUGACCGAAAUUUCCAUUCCGAGUCAGAAAAAAAAAACCGUAUGUUAAAGAGGUCUGGCAGCAGCAGGGCUUCGAAUCCUGCGUGGGGAGCGGUCAGAGGUAUUGAGAUUUUGCAAGAAGUACGUAUAGAAUGGUGCGCGGCAUGGUUUUAACGUAACUAGCUGACUGGUGUUAAGGGAAGUUGAUUCGUAUUGGAUUUGCCGUAACGGAUUAGUGGCGUAGAAAAAGCUCCGGCGAAGAAAAGGGUACCUUAGAGUGCGUCCAGACAAAUUCAUAUGGAGAAAACCAACUCAGAUAUGAUACCAGACACACGAAAAUAUAAUGGAUAAACUAGGUAGCAUAUAGACAUUAAUGUGCCAUUUAGGUACGUUGUAUUAUAGAUAGCA